Melanaphis sacchari is the source of this 2822-nucleotide messenger RNA. RefSeq lists its product as uncharacterized. The coding region runs from base 1090 to 2124 and encodes 344 amino acids. Lineage: Eukaryota; Metazoa; Arthropoda; Insecta; Hemiptera; Aphididae. The record is from RefSeq and is a predicted model, not a curated record. The transcript has 2 exons.
UUGGGCUAGGCAGGGGAGCACACACGCACACGCGGACGAACGUCGUACCUAUACGCGUGUUGUAGGCACACGUUAACGUAACGACGAUAAUAAGUAACGAUAUCGCAGUGACCGCCGGCCGCAGUGGCGACACGCGGAGAAUCGAACGGCGCGCCAUCGGGACGGGGUACGACGACGUGCAGGCCGUCGCGGGCGGACUGGUCGCACACGCGCGCCGAGUACAGUUAUAUCGCGACAUUCGUAUUGACGUUCGAUUCGCGCGCGUACGUGAACGCGCCGCGCAUUUAAUAACACACAAGGAGGAUAAAAAAAAAAAAAAAAAAAAGAGAGAAAAAAAACCGACGACGACAAAAAAUCAAUUUAUGUGGGCCGAAGACGAAUGGCCGCGCGUUGACGGAUAACCAUCAUCAUCGGUAUGUAUACGUAUGUAGAUACGUAUGUGCGCACUACAAACGUACGCGCCCGGCAAUCGUACACGUCCGCUCGUACGUAAAUACGCACGCGCUCGAGGCGGACACUCGUAUGCGAUUGUCGUCUCCGCCAUUGUCGUUUGUCGUUCAUAACAAUAAUAAUAAUAAUAAUAAUAUAUACGUGCGCGAAAGUGAUAUUAUUCGAGUGAAUGUAUACGCUGCACGUCGUCCGGACGGCGAUGACCCGGUAAACACGCGGUGGUGAAUCAUUAUUGUAAUCGACCGUCUAUUACUUAUACGACGAGACGUGUGUGCGAUAAAUAAUAAUAAUAAUAAUAAUAGUAAUAAUACGCAGUGACGAGUGCCGAAAAGCCGGCAGACGUGUUACAGCAGUCCACGGAGGUCCGUCCGCAGCAAGUCGCGCGCCGCAGCAGUGCGCGUCUUCUCUCAUCGUCCGAGCGUUGAAUUUCCGGUCGUAUAUAAGUGUCCCAAACUUUACGUUAUCCGAAUAUUAUCACAUCGUUUCGAUUUCGAUUUCCUUCACUUUUCGCUUUGCCGAACCGCCGCCAAUCGCCGUGAUCAAAUCCACCGGCGUCCGGUACACGACCGUGUCCGCGUAUACUGCGCAGUGCGCCUGCACCGCUAUGCGCCGAGACUCCGGCGACGGCCAGUGAUCGCCAUGCGGUGGACCGGGUUUUGGAUCGUGCCGUUGGUCCUGGGAUGUUGCGAUGCUGCGGACGUCCGGCCCACGGCUAACCGGAAUGACGACCGUGCAACCGCGGGGCCGCCGACACCGUUGGGGCUGCGCUCGGUCAUCUCGCGCGCGCUGAGUCGCGUACGCGAAUCGACGCGCGACCGUCGGCUGGCGGGCGACUUGUGGCUGGAAACAGUGGACUUCGAUAGCCGUGCCCGAGACGGAUUGACGGCGACUCCGGGGUCUCUGCCCGACGACCUCGUGGCCCAAGCGGACGCUGUUUUCGACAACCAUCAGCUGUCGUGGCGCGAUGCUAUAGCCCCAGGACUGGAUUUAAAGGUGUUCAAGGAUCGGGAGCAGCGGCAAUACGUAUUCGGCAUAACUCGGCGCGCGGGAGAUUCGCAAGGUUCCGUUGUUCGGACUUUUGGCGUAGGACGUCGGCGAAUGAUGUUCAUGUUACCGGUGAUGUACAAGUUGGGUGUGAUUACCACGCUGUUGAUUGGUCUGGUUGUGCUCGCUCUCAAGGGCGUGACGAUUGGCGUGAUAUUACUCGUCAUAGCUUUGUCUAGUAUAGUGGCCAAACUGUCUAAGUUUCACAAUCCCUACGCGUCACCAAUGCCUGCGAUUUCGGCCUGGUCGGGAUACCAUCACGAUCCUUACGACCGUUUAUCCCAACAGCAACCACUUCCGCCUUUGCAGGAUAAAAACAUACACGUGCAUGUGCACACCGGGUCUGGUCCUGUGCAGCCAGCGGUUAGCUAUGCGAAGAGUCUUCCACCGCCAAUGUCGCAAUUGGCCGACGACGACGACGACAUAAGUAACUACAGCAACGGCAAUUAUUAUUAUAACGGCGGCGGAGGUGGCGGAGGUGGCGGAGGCAGCGGAGCGUAUUGGAAUCGAGCAGGCGAGGAAUACUACAACGCCGCCACAAUGAAUCAUUACCGUCUAGGCGAUAACCAUCAACUAGGUGCUGAAUCUACGACUGCCAGUAAUAGUAUCUAUCCCCAGUGGUUAGGAUAAUAUAACAUAUUAUAUUAUAAUACAAGGAACUCUCUGAAUACUGGAAACUGUUGAUCACUGAAAUAUUUUCCGGUAUUCGGAGAUGCUGUUCGGUAUUUAGAAUGUUUAGAAUGUUAGUUUGUUAGAAUGUUUUACAGAAUUAUUUUAAUUAAUACCGAAAUUACUCAAUUGUGUGUACAACACGUUUGUUACAUAAGGUUCCUGGCCACUUUUAAUUUGUAUAUCAUAUAUGUAUUUUAAACAUAUAUUAAGUACCUAUAUAAUAUUUCUAUUAAUUUAUGAUAUUAUAUUCUGUGCAUUGUAAUGGUUGUACCUACUUAGUUAUUUUAUUUAGAUAUAAUAAUACCGCAGAUUAAGCUCGUUGAGGGACGUAAAAGGAGCGUAAAAAAAAAUUUUCAAAUUAAAUCAUUACGAAAAAAAUAUUUUUUUGAAAUUAUUUCAACUACUUACUCACGAAAUCACGCAUACUAUUUACGUUCCCGGCCUUGUUCAAUACUUAAACUAUUGUGUUUAUCAACAUAUGCUACUUAAUAUUUAGUAUUUAAUAUUGAAUACUAAUUAUAGACUAUUAAAAUAGCUGUUUCCUAUAAGUAUAAGUAGUCAGUACGUAAAAAUAAACUGCAAUAUAGAAACUAAGACUAUUAUAGUAUGUUAUUAAUAUUAUUAAUAAAUAUUUUAUUAUUUUAAAUAGGUACCUA